This is a messenger RNA of Synchytrium microbalum, 1326 nucleotides long. RefSeq lists its product as uncharacterized. Lineage: Eukaryota; Fungi; Chytridiomycota; Chytridiomycetes; Synchytriales; Synchytriaceae. Gene Ontology annotation, biological process: tRNA wobble uridine modification. Gene Ontology annotation, cellular component: cytoplasm; elongator holoenzyme complex; transcription elongation factor complex. The record is from RefSeq and is a predicted model, not a curated record. Bases 1 to 1326 code for a protein of 441 amino acids. The transcript is spliced from 5 exons.
AUGAGCUCCUUCACCUCAUUCCGAAAGAAGAAUACCACCGAUAAUACCGAUAAUACCACCACCAACAACCAUAAUCCACCUCCAGGAACCCGCACCUAUGCAUCCAGCGUCCCAGGACUAAUGACAUCUUGUGGAAUGCCUGCCUUGGAUUCACUACUAGGGCCUGGAGGCAUCCCAUUGGGCACUCUCACCAUCAUCAAAGAAGAUAGACUAACGGGUUAUGCUAAGCUAUUGCUGGAUUAUGUUAUUGCUCAGGGUCUGAGCUGUGGACAUGCUGUUUGUCAUGUUGCUGCUUCGUCGACAAGCAAUGGCAUUACUGGUCUUAGUACUAGUAAUAGUGAUAUUGGGGUGAAUCAUGUUAUGGGAGUAGCUGAGAACAGGCAUAUUGACGAUAAUGAUGAGAAUGAUGAUGUUGUGAAUCAACAGCAGGCUGAUCAAAGUAUUGGAGGUAAUGAUGCUGCAGCCUCUACUGCAGCGGCAACUGCUGAAAGAAUGAAGAUUGGUUGGAGAUAUGAGAGUAUGCCAAAGGUGGACUCGUCACCAUCACAACCUACAUUCACUCCAGGCUCCUCUGGAAUACCAUAUCAGCGUGUCUUUGAUCUGACAAAGACAUACUCGCCAACAGUCAUCCAAGAAAUGACGAGUGAUGGUCGUAUCGUACUGAUUGAUGCCAAAGAGUUUGUAAAGACAUCCUAUGAUGCUCUCUUUGAAGAGAUUAGUCGUGUCGUGGACGCUUACAAAAAAUCUACACAGCCAAAUGUGCUAAGACUAGUUAUUCGAUCUUUGGCUUCACCACUGUGGUAUUCUGGUGAUGAGGACUAUCCCACAGUCUUGUAUCGCUUCCUCAUCAAACUUAAAUCACUUUUGAGACCUUUACAUGCCAUAUGCUUUAUAUCUAUACCAGCCCACUUGUAUGGUGACUCGCUCACAUCACCCAGUUCAUUCAUUCGGCGAUUGGAAUGGGCGGCUGAUGCCGUAUUGGAAGUAGAGUCAUUCGCAGGGAGCGCAAGGUCCCUACCUCCAAUAAUCACAUCAACAUACCACGGACUAGUCCAUCCUCAUAAACAAUUAACAUACCAUCCAGACUCGAAACUAUCUACCUUUGCAUUCAAAUGUCGACGACGCAAGUUUGAUAUCUCUAUAUUCUACAUCCCACCUGAAGAAGGUGGAACGGAUCGACCAGAGGAAGUCGCUUCUGCCAGUAGUAGUGGUACAAUGAAACAAAAGAAAAUGAAGAAGAAAUUUGAUGUUGAGGAUGAUGGUGGACGUGAUACUCUUGCAACGGGAUCAAAAUCUGUGCGAUUUGCUGGCAAGAUUGAUUUCUAA